Messenger RNA from Linum trigynum, 876 nucleotides. The record is from the annotation of a GenBank genome assembly. NCBI's taxonomy places the organism in Eukaryota, Viridiplantae, Streptophyta, Magnoliopsida, Malpighiales, Linaceae.
AUGGACGCCGUCGGGAUCUGGAGCCGCGAUAUUGGGCCGCCGGAACCCUGGCAUUCCGUCACCGCUGUUUGCUUCGCGGUCUGUCUCUGCGGCGCUAGGUUCCUCCUCGACAAAUUCAUCUUUCGGGGUUUGACUGUUUGGUUGUUAGGCAAGAGAGCAGCUUCAGUGAAGAUAGAUGAGGUUACGCAGGCGACAAUUGUUAAAUGCACCGAGUCAAUGUGGAAGUUGACAUACUAUGCCACUCUUGAAGUGUAUGUUCUGAAGAUUCUGUUUGAGGAGCCAUGGUUCUGGGAUUCACAGCUGUACUUCAGAGGCUUGCCAAAUCAAGAAUUGAAGCUUUCCAUUAUGCUAUAUUACAUGUGCCAGUGUGGAUUCUACCUCUAUAGUAUUCCUGCUCUCAUUCUGUGGGAAACUAGAAGGAAGGAUUUCUCUGUCAUGAUGUCUCAUCAUGUUGUUACAGUAGCAUUGAUUGGAAUCUCGUAUGUUACAAGCUUUUUCCGGAUAGGUACUAUCAUCCUGGCCCUCCAUGAUGCUAGUGAUGUAUUCUUAGAAGCUGCUAAAAUCUUUAACAAGACCAGGAAGGAGCUUGGAGCAAGCAUUUGCUUUGGUUUAUUUGCUGCCUCAUGGCUCAUCCUGCGAUUGAUAUUCUUCCCAUUUUGGGUUAUCAGUAGUACAAGCCGCGAUCUUGUGGAGUACUUGGAUUUAAGACGGUGGUACCCAAGGUCAUUGUACUAUGGGUUCAACACGUUACUGAUUACGUUACUUAUAUUCCACGUCUACUGGUGGAUUCUGAUAUGGGCUAUGAUAAAAAAGCAACUAUUGAAUAGUGGAAAGGUUGAAGGCGAUAUAAGAUCUGACUCGGAAGAAGAGGACUGA